Phalaenopsis equestris is the source of this 1194-nucleotide messenger RNA. RefSeq names its product probable 6-phosphogluconolactonase 4, chloroplastic. Bases 41 to 1003 code for a protein of 320 amino acids. Gene Ontology annotation, biological process: pentose-phosphate shunt; carbohydrate metabolic process. Gene Ontology annotation, molecular function: 6-phosphogluconolactonase activity. The record is from RefSeq and is a predicted model, not a curated record. Lineage: Eukaryota; Viridiplantae; Streptophyta; Magnoliopsida; Asparagales; Orchidaceae. The transcript has 3 exons.
AAUACGGAGGCCAUUACCACCGCCACUCGCCACCUAUAACAUGCCGCUCUCCCUGUCUUCCCCUGUCGUCUCCUCCCACCACCGUCUCUUUCCACCGGCGCCAACCUUCGACCAUCCGGCGAUCCUCCGAUCAUACCGUCCCUUCCAACCCCUCCGAACCACCGCCACAUUCAGUUCUUUCCAACUUCGCCGGCGAUCAACGAGUAACUUAAUGGCGUCUUGGACGACUCCAGGAGCGGCGACGAAGGGGGGAUCGGAGCUUCUUGUGUUUGAGAGUGAGGAGGAGUUGUCCGAUUCUCUGGCCAAAUACACGGCGGAUCUGUCGAAGAAAUUCUGUCUGGAGAGGGGGGAUUUCACCGUCGUCCUGUCCGGAGGCUCGCUCGUCAAAUCACUCAGGAAGUUGGUCGAGUCGCCGUAUGCGGAGUCCAUUGAUUGGGGGAAGUGGCACGUUUUUUGGGCUGAUGAGAGAGUAGUCCCCAAGGAUCAUCCGGACAGUAAUUACAAAUUGGCCUUCGAUGGUUUUUUAUCUAAGGUUCCAAUCCCCACAGACCAGCUCUAUGCCAUCAAUGAUUCCCUAUCAGCAGAAGCUGCUGCCGAAGACUAUGAAACUCGCCUAAAACAUCUAAUAAACAAGGGAGUAGUGCUGCUAUCUCAACCCAAAGGGUUUCCAAAGUUUGAUCUUUUGUUGUUGGGAAUGGGUCCUGAUGGUCAUAUAGCUUCCCUCUUCCCUGGACACAGUCUUCUCAGUGAGAACGAGCGUUGGGUUGCUUUCAUUAACGACUCCCCGAAGCCACCACCUGAGAGAAUAACUUUCACUUUUCCUGUCAUUAAUUCAUCUGCUAAUGUCGCGCUCGUCGUUGCAGGAUCAGGUAAAGCUGAUGUGGUGCAUCAGGUUUUUGGCAGCACAAACUCUUCUUCUGGGUUGUUGCCGGUUCAAUUGGUUAAGCCGGAUGAUGGAGCGUUAACUUGGUUUACUGAUAAAGCUGCGGCUUCUAAGCUGUAAGAUAAGGUGAGAAUUGUUAGUCUUGUUCUGCUAUUUUCUUGUUGUCGCAGUGUAACUUUAUGAGGGAUUUUCUGUUUGAUGUGCUUGCUAGUUUCCCGAGAUUUAGCAAUUUCAUCUUGCUUAUUGUAUGUAGAUGAAGUACGCUUAUGAUAUUUGCACUGAGUGACAUAUUUUUGGAACUACUAUUCAUA